GUGUUUAUUUAAAAAAUGGGUUCUAAAAUCGAAUACGUCGAUUCGUCACAUUUGUAUGCUACGAAUUACGUCCGUAAUUCGAAAGCUAUUGGUGUGCUUUGGGCUAUAUUCACAAUCUGCUAUGCGAUUAUCAGCAUUGUAGGUUUUGUUACUCCUGAAUGGAUAGGAGAUCUGGAAACUGAGUAUCCGAGGAAAUUCGGUUUAUGGCAAGUGUGCCGUGCUGAUGAUGCCGUGGAGGACUGUAAAGGAAGAUUAGAUGAGUUCAUGUCAAUAAAUGGACUGGUGUUCAAGAUUGCGACUGUGUUAGUAGGUGCAGCGGUCGCUCUGGCCCUGUUUACAAUAUGUGCGAUGUUAUUGUUCUUCUUCUGCCAGUCAACGACCGUGUUCCACAUCUGCGGAUGGCUGCAACUCCUUUCUGCGGUUAGCAUGGUGGCCGGUGUAGCAGUCUACCCAGCGGGAUGGAACGAGACUGCGGUGCAGGAGACCUGCGGUCCUAUGGCCGACCAAUAUAAUAUUGGUCGAUGCCAUGUCCGCUGGGCGUAUCUUCUGGCCAUCAUCGGUUGCCUGGACGGUAUCGUCUUGGCCGCACUAGCUUUCAUACUAGCCACGCGACACGUUAGGCUGCAGCCUGACAGUGGGUACCCGCCACCUUCGUUAUAUAAAGGUGAAGUUAAUAACGCGUAUGUAACCGACGCAACGUCAGUCUCCGGCUCCCGCAAGUCCCUGGCGCUGCAGCCGGUGCUCAUCAUGCAUCCUCACGCUCCACUUGACAUGGACACCUACUCCCACUAUUCUGGAAGAACUGCAAGGUCAAAGCACGGCAUUUAUGCCAAUACUAUGCAUAAUUACCAAUUGUAAGCUCUGUGCUCUUCGACAACAUUAUAAUAGUUACGAUUUUUGCAGUUGGUACUUAAUUGAUUUUUCAGAAGUUGUAGAAGGAUGGAAUUAACAAAGUAGCUUGCCUUUUUUGCCAAUAAAUAUUUAAAACUGUACAUUACCCAUUCCUAAUUUCAUUUUUGCAAAUAUUAUUAUUGUAUUCACGUACUGUACUUUAAAACCAAUUUAAUUUAAUUGUAUUUAACUUUAAACAUGUAUUAUAAAUUUUUAUUUAAGAUUGUUCUAUAAAUUUACCGUAAUCCAUUACUUUGUCAUUAAAACUUCAAAAAUAUACAUGUAGUAAACAAUGUGAAGUACAUUUAUUAAAUUAAGUAUUUUUUAAUAACAUUACCACUUAAUGUAACGGCGAAAUAAUUUAUUACAGAAAUUAGCUCCUUUUUAAUAAUUUUUACGCUGACAAAUUAUUCAUUAUCAUUAGGUACUACCUGAUUUUUAAUCAUUUACGUAUUUUAAUAUUAUAAACCAUAUUCCGUAAUUAGUUUUGUAAAUAGUUGCUAUUUAAUGUUUUGUAAACUUACUUAAUUUUUAUAACUAAUGUUUAGUUAUAUGUAUACAUUACUUUGAUGUAUUGUAAAAAUGUAUGCCGCCCAAUUUGUAAUAAAAGUAGAACAAAAUGAACGUUCAAUGUCUAAUAAAGGAAUGCAUUAAGAUUAAUAUUUGUUCCGUAAAGUAUAAGAAAACAAACUUGGCGGGUGUCAACAAAAUCUUUACGCGCAUUAAAUUCUAACAAAAUGUCUGGGUUCCACAGAAUUAUAUUAUAACAUAAAGAUAAGUGAUUGUAAAGCAUUACCAACGACUUGUAACAACGAAUUAUCAGUAUGAAUUGUG
Molecule: messenger RNA, 1725 nt
Organism: Hyposmocoma kahamanoa
Lineage: Eukaryota; Metazoa; Arthropoda; Insecta; Lepidoptera; Cosmopterigidae
Gene: Tmhs
Product: LHFPL tetraspan subfamily member 3 protein
Exons: 4
Coding region: 16-858 (280 amino acids)
Biological process (GO): sensory perception of sound
Cellular component (GO): plasma membrane
Source: RefSeq, a predicted model, not a curated record